Molecule: messenger RNA, 912 nt
Organism: Heterocephalus glaber (naked mole-rat)
Lineage: Eukaryota; Metazoa; Chordata; Mammalia; Rodentia; Bathyergidae
Source: RefSeq, a predicted model, not a curated record
AUGGCCAUGAGAAAUCAUUCUACAGUAACCAUGUUUGUCUUAGUAUGGUUGAAUGAGCUCCAGCUGCCCCUCUUCCUCCUGUUCUUGGUGAUCUAUGGGGUGACAGUUGUGUGGAACCUGUGCAUGAUGCUCCUGAUUGAUCUCAGCCCUCUGCUUCACACUCCCAUGUACUAUUUCCGGCAGGUGUCCUUCAUUGAUCUCCAUUAUUCCUCUGACAUUACCCCCAAAAUGCUGGUGAACUUCCUUGGGAAGAAGAAUACAAUCCUUUAUUGUGAGUGCAUGGGCCAAAUCUUUUUCUUUAUGAUCUAUAUGGUAGCUAAGGGUUACUUUUUGACUGCCAUGGCAUGGGAUCACUAUACUGCCAUCUGUAAUCCACUGCUGGGCAAUGUGGUCAUGUCACCUUGGCUCUGCUCUGUGCUAAUGCUGGUUUCCUUCAUGCUGGGCAUUCUGUCUGCUGUGGCCCAUACAAGUGCCAUCAUGAAAUGGAACUUCUGCAAAUCCCACAUCAUCAGUCAUUACUUCUCUGAUGUUCUUCCCCUUCUCAAUCUCUCCUGCUCCAACACACACUCUAAUAAGCUUUUCCUUUUUAUCAUUGCUGGGUUCAACACACUGAUGUCCACUCUUUCUGUUGCUGUAUCCUAUGCCUUCAUCUUCUUCAGUAUCCUUUGCAUCCGGUCCUCAGAGGGACACUCCAAAUUUGGAACAUGCAGCUCUCAUCUCAUGGCUGUAGGGAUCUUCUUCAGGUCUAUCACCUACAUGUAUUUCAAGCCUCCUUCAAGUAACACUCUGGACCAGGAGGAGGUGUCCUCUGUUUUCUACACCACAGGGAUCCCCAUGCUGAAUCCACUGAUAUACAGUCUGCAGAACCAGGAUGUGAAGAAAGCACUGAGGAGGGUCUGGAUGGGAAGAUGA